Messenger RNA from Cyprinodon variegatus (sheepshead minnow), 1245 nucleotides. RefSeq names its product juxtaposed with another zinc finger protein 1 (gene jazf1a). Lineage: Eukaryota; Metazoa; Chordata; Actinopteri; Cyprinodontiformes; Cyprinodontidae. Bases 126 to 857 code for a protein of 243 amino acids. The record is from RefSeq and is a predicted model, not a curated record. Gene Ontology annotation, cellular component: nucleus. The transcript has 5 exons.
UGCUCCGCGCUCUGCCCCGCUCCCAACCCCCCCUCCCCGGACCCCCUGAAGCCUGUGCCUGCUCGUUCACCAUCCCGGCUCCCUUCCUACUCUUUCCACCCGCGAGCGUUAAAAAAGAAAAAAAAAUGACGGGCAUCGCCGCCGCUUCUUUCUUCUCUAAUUCCUGCAGGUUCGGGGGCUGCGGUCUGCAGUUCGAGUCUCUCGCCGAGCUCAUCGUCCAUAUCGAGGACAUUCACAUCGACACGGAUCCGAGGGUUCUGGAGAAGCAGGAGCAACAGCAGCCCACAUACCUCGCCCUAAGCUACAUCAACAGGUUCAUGACGGACGCAGCACGCCGCGAGCAGGAAACCCUGAAGAAGAAGGCCACGCCCAAGCUGUCCCUUUCAAUCACCGGCGGCAUUUCCAGGAACAGCACGGCCACGCCGCCACGCCACACCAGCGGCAACCUGACGCCUCCCGUCACGCCCCCCAUCACCCCGUCCUCCUCAUUCCGCAGCAGCACACCUACAGGCAGCGAGUAUGACGAGGAGGAGGUAGACUACGAGGAGUCAGACAGCGACGAGUCGUGGACCACAGAAAGCGCCAUCAGCUCCGAGUCCAUCCUGAGCUCCAUGUGCAUGAACGGUGGCGAGGAGAAGCCGUUCGCCUGCCCCGUCCCGGGAUGUAAGAAGAGAUACAAGAACGUGAACGGCAUCAAAUACCACGCCAAGAACGGCCACCGCACACAGAUCCGUGUGAGGAAACCCUUCAAGUGUCGCUGCGGAAAGAGCUACAAAACGUCGCAGGGUCUGCGGCACCACACCAUCAACUUCCACCCGCCCGUCUCAACCGAGAUCCUCCGCAAGAUUCAAGGCUAGAAGCUGCGGGCUCCAACCAGUCCGCUACCCCCAAAACAUGAGCCCUGUCCCCGACCCUCCUUACAUCCCAAACACUAAAGGAUCAAGUGCAUGCUUUAAAUUUUUUUUUUCUAUGUUUUGUCACUUUUCUUUUUUUUUUUGCAUUACUCUUUUAUCCUAUCCACAUAUUAUCACUUGUAUUAUUUUCUUUGAAAAACAAAAAUGUAUCUUUGUAGUAUUUUUUUAUUGACGUACAUUUGCACAUUCGUAUAUGCUAUCAUUUUAUUAUUAUUAUUAUUAUUAUUUUUCAACUGUUUUACUUGCAUAAGGUGCUAACUGUAAAAAACAACAGAAAGAAAAGACAAAAAAACAAAGGAUGCGGGAAAAAGUGGAGACCUUUUGAAAAAAA